Messenger RNA from Macrosiphum euphorbiae (potato aphid), 870 nucleotides. The record is from the annotation of a GenBank genome assembly. Lineage: Eukaryota; Metazoa; Arthropoda; Insecta; Hemiptera; Aphididae.
AUGGCUGAUUUAAAACACUUUUUAGCUGAAUUAGCGUUUUUGUUGACACAAUAUCAUUCUGUAACUCGAGACAAAUGUCAAGUACAAGUCUGGGCUUACCUCGGUGACUUCAGAAUAUUCACCACCAACAAGAAGGUUGCAGGCGCCCCUUCAGAAUACUGCCUAUGUUUAGUGCCUGACAGUGGCAUAAAGCAGUACAUUGCGUGCAGUUCCAUUACAACGCAAUCUUAUUGGAUGUGCGCUAUGAGAUUGUCGAAAUAUGGAAAGCAACUAAGAGACAACUACAGAUCAUUUGUGAAAAAGCACAACGAUGCUAAUGAAUAUGAAUACAACAAGAAGCCAUUGCCCAACGAAAGCGUACGGUCCCACGUAGCUAUGGACUUUUCCGGAAACGUUGGUCGUAUCGUAGAGGAUCCCAAAGAAGCACUUGCCAUUGCUCAAGCAGAGACUGGUAGUGUGCGGCGAAGCUGGAGAUCCAGUGGCCGAACUACUCCUGGUCUUCAAGCAGCUGUCACAAAACUUGAAAAUGAUAUUCACUUGUCUCAGCCAUGGUAUCAUAAAAACAUGAGCCGUGAUCAAGCUGCUCAUGUCCUUCAUGCACUUGGGAACAAAGAUGGGGUGUUUUUAAUACGAGAGAGCAAAAGUAAAUGUGGAUCGUAUGUACUAUCAUUCAAAUGUGGUGGUAAAAUUAUCCAUACACCUAUAAUAGCACAAAUGGAUCCACUUAACGAUCAAGUUUGUUUUACGCUAGACAACGGUGUGAUCAAAUUUUAUGACCUUUUACAACUAGUAGAGUUUUAUCAAUUAAAUGCAGGUAGUCUGCCCACCCGACUGAUGCACUAUGUUGUCCAAGUACCAGUCACCAAAUGA